Messenger RNA from Tinamus guttatus (white-throated tinamou), 516 nucleotides. The record is from RefSeq and is a predicted model, not a curated record. NCBI's taxonomy places the organism in Eukaryota, Metazoa, Chordata, Aves, Tinamiformes, Tinamidae.
AUGUGCGUGGGCACUGACAAAACCGAGCCUGAUCCGGAGGCUUUCCAAGCCAAACUGUCCUGGGUGGAACCAGGGAGGCAGGAACAAGCCAUCAGCAUCUGGGAGUCGAAGAACUUCUUCAUCGAGCUGGACCCGCUCCCCGGCGCUGUGGAAGCCGUGAAGCAAAUGGCUAACCUGGCAGACACCGACGUGUUCAUCUGCACGAGUCCCAUCAAGAAGUAUCGUUACUGCCCUUACGAGAAGUACGCCUGGGUGGAAAAGCACUUCGGGCCCGAGUUUCUGGAGCAGAUCGUGCUGACGCAGGAUAAAACAGUGGUGUCCGCUGACCUGCUCAUCGACGACAGACCCGACAUCACCGGAGCAGAGCAGAACCCCAGCUGGGAGCACGUCCUCUUCACCGCCUGCCACAACAAGCACCUGCAGCUGAAGCCUCCCAGCCGCCGGCUGCACUCCUGGACGGACGACUGGAGGGCUCUCCUGGACAGCAAGCGGCAGCCGCCGCGCCGGGCCGCGUGA